This is a messenger RNA of Amblyraja radiata (thorny skate), 2779 nucleotides long. Its product is annotated as transcription factor Sox-7-like. Gene Ontology annotation, molecular function: DNA-binding transcription activator activity, RNA polymerase II-specific; RNA polymerase II cis-regulatory region sequence-specific DNA binding. Gene Ontology annotation, cellular component: nucleus. The record is from RefSeq and is a predicted model, not a curated record. Lineage: Eukaryota; Metazoa; Chordata; Chondrichthyes; Rajiformes; Rajidae. Gene Ontology annotation, biological process: positive regulation of transcription by RNA polymerase II; cell differentiation. The coding region runs from base 185 to 1270 and encodes 361 amino acids. The transcript is spliced from 2 exons.
UUGGUUAAAUUUGCCAUCAACUGACACAGAGAUAAAUGAAUCUGGGAGACUCUCUUCCUGAUUUGGGACUUGGUCUCACCAGCUUUAGGAAUCAACACUACUGUGAUUUAGUCCUACAUGCUUUUGUAUACAUUUCAAAAAGUUGGAGAGCUUAUUUUUGAUUAAAGCAACCCAAUCCAUAGUGAUGGCUACAAUAAUGAGCCCAUACUCAUGGACAGAGGGAUUGGAAUCUCCUGCUGGGGAAGGAAAGCCCAGGACUGGACUCACAGCUCACGAAUCUCCAGCCAGAAACAAAACUGAGCCACGAAUCCGGAGACCCAUGAAUGCCUUCAUGGUCUGGGCUAAGGACGAGAGGAAAAAAUUAGCCAUUCAAAAUCCUGAUUUACACAACGCCGAACUUAGCAAAAUGCUGGGCAAAUCAUGGAAGGCGCUCACUCCUUCGCAGAAGAGACCUUUUGUAGAAGAAGCUGAAAGAUUGCGAAUCCAGCACAUGCAAGAUCAUCCCAAUUACAAAUACAGGCCUCGGAGGAAAAAACAGAUCAAACGUCUGUGCAAACGUGUGGACCCCAGCUUCCUGCUCAACAACUUCCCCCACGAUCAGACUCCUGUUCACAGUGGAAGAAUCUGCAGGGGGCCGCUGGAGGAGGAAGAGGAUAAAGGCUAUCGGCCAGCCUCGAGACUUCCUGCAAUCAGCAGAUUCAGGGAUACACAGAACACAAAUAGUAGUUUCGACAACUAUGGGCUCCCCACACCCGAGAUGUCCCCUCUAGACGUAGUGGACGCUGAUCAUAGUUUCUUUCCACCUCCGUGUACAGAAGGUUCUCCUCCUCAGAUGAAUGGAAUGAUGUAUCAUUCAGAAUACAGUCAAAGUCCCAUUCGAUGUGGAAAUCUGAAUCAGAUCUCAAUCCAUCAAAAUAGAUCUCCUAUGAUGCACCCUUCUGCCAACCAUCCUGCACCACCUCCUUAUUAUAACCGAAUUUUACACCCAGCAUUCCAGUCCAUGAAUUCAGGCACAUCAGUCCACCUUUCUCCUCCACGUGACCACCAUCAUCUGGACAACCUUGAGCACAUCAGCCAGGCUGAACUUUUGGGGGAAGUAGAUCGUAAUGAGUUUGAUCAGUAUUUGAACACCUCCAGUCACCUGAAUCAAGCAGGAAUGGUAAUUAACUCACAUUUAUCUGAUGUUAGCCCAUCAGGAGGCACAAGUUCGGAGAGGAGUUUAAUUUCAGUCUUAGCUGAUGCUACUGCAGCAUAUUAUAAUGGCUCCUAGUCCAUAUAUUAAUAGACUAGAACUUUACUAGUCAAUAAUAGUAUUACUUACAAAGAUUGUUGGACAUGGAUAUAUCCUCAGGGUUUUGAAAUCAACCGCUAGUGACUUUCAUAUGUUAAGAACCAAAAUAUUUAUGCCAGUAGAUUCUUUUGACAUUUUCUGAAUAAGAAAGCUUCUCGUGUGGGCUUUUUAAUGCUUGUAAAUCAUUAGGAUUCAUUUAAGAUCCAGUGACUUCUUAAAAUGUUUGUUUGCAAGUUUCUGCAUUAUAUAUAAACAUAUACGUCAUUACCUGCAUUUUUCACUUGAUUGUUUCAUUAUAUACAAAAUAAAUGAUCAUUUUAAAAAAAAGAUAAAUGCUUACACUACUUCACAUUUAAUGAUCCAUUUAUAAAAUCACAUGCUGAUAAAUUUUAAAAAUGGACAUAACGCUCAGUGUCAUUAACCGUGAGGGAAAAAAUAAGCAUUCACUCAUUUUCAUUAUAAAUGGAAGUUUACCUCCCUUAGGUUGCCUGUAGUCAAAUAAAUUCAUUUAUAUUUAUUUAUUUGUAAUUAGUGUUUCAUGUAAUUUUGCUUGACAUUAAAUUUAUCUUUUGGCAACCUAAAGGAAAAUUUAAAUGUUUCGAAUAAAAAUAUAUGAAUUUUAGACACACAUGCCACAAAUUGGGAAAACUAAAACUGGAUCACUGGCUACAACAUUCUAUUUCUAACUAUGAAGCUGCCCAGCAAUCAGACUUGAGGGACAUAAAAUGCCUAAAGAAAAAUGUUGCUUUGUCGAUUCACUGUAUUUAGGUUUGUUUUAAUUAUUCAGUAAUUUUUGACGAGCUAUUCUGGUUUCUCCAGAAUCACUGCAUUAAUGUCUGAAGGGAAGAAACAGAAUACAAUCUGAAAAACAAAUAUAGCUUUAUGCACUUUAGAAAUGGUUUUGUUGGUCAAAAAUAUCUCAAGCUUGUUAAUAUUUUAGAGUUUUUAGAAAUAUAUUAUAGAGGAAAGCUCUUUAAGAUAAAGACCCAAAUUAUCACAGAAUUUAGAUUCUAUUGUAUUUCCCAACAGCUAUCAAUGCUCAAUUGCAUCAUUUUCAGGUGAGCUUUUUCAAUUAUGAGAAGGUAUUACUUUCAAAAUAAUUUCUUUAAAACAUUCUUGUUUUGUCAUUUUGUCAGUCAUAAAAAAAAAUCAAAUUAAUGUUUUAAAUUGCUAGAAUGUUUUAAUACUGAAAUUCACCUUGUGACAUAGUUAUGAGAUGUCCUAAAUUAAUGUAGCUGUAUAUUCCUAAAUAUGUAAUUACUUUCCCAGUUUCAGUUUAAUAUUUUAAAAUGUCUGAAGUGUAGCAAUUGAAACAAAUUUGUAGCAUUUAUAAUCUAAUUGUGUAACUGCCAACUAACGUACAAAUUGGGAAUGAUCUCCUCUUUAAUUAGUAUGCCUUUAGUAGUAAUGUUCUGCUAUAAUUUAAAAUCUAUUCACGGAACUAAGCUGUAAUGAAUUUUGUUUCACUGAUUUUUUUAAAUAAAGGAA